AGCCGAGUUGGAGGCUGGGUCCGGGCUCGGCUUCCCGCCCCCUCUCCUCGGGGGCCCGGGGAACCGGCCGCGGCGGUGCCCCUUCUCCUCCGGCCGGCCGGGCGGCUCCGGCGCGGAGGGGGUCGGGGAGGCCGCGCGGCGGGGAGCGGCGAGGGUCCCGGCGGCCUGAGGCCCUGCGCGCCUCCGCGGGUCCGCGGGCGGGGGCCGGGCCGGCGGGGAGCGGCGUCCGGGAAGCCGGGCAGGGGAGGGCCGAGGCCUGCUUCCGCCGCGCGCCGGCCGGACCCCUCGGCCUCUCGUCCGCCGCGCGCGCCGGGCCCGGGCCGCCGCCUUUGUUGCCCGCAGUCCGCCGGGGAGAGGCCGGGGCUCGGCAAGGCCUGGGGCGGCGGCGCGGGGCCUGCGCGCUCCGCAGCCCCUCGGCCGCGCUCGGACCCCCGGGCUGGAGGCCGGCGGCCGCAGGGCGGGCUGGGGGCCGCAGGCCGCGCCCGUGCUGUCCCCGGGGGGUCGCGUCGGGCCGAGACCCUGGUCUGUUCCGCGCGUGGAGGCGCCGCCGGACCCUCGCGGGCUCGCGCGGGCGUGGGGACUGGGGAUGUCAAGCCGCCCCCGAGACGGGCCUUGAUUUUCAGUUUGCUUCAGGUGUUGACAACUUCAGUUCAGCAGAUGUUUCUUGAACGUCUACCCCGGAAAAGGCGAUAUGCCGCUUUACUGGGUAUGAAGACGGAGAACGUAGUAAUCACAAUUAUAACGUGAAUGGUUUCCGAAUAUGUUCUUCGUGGACCGUGUUCCUUGGAAUAAAGAUCUAUGUGUAUUCAAGCAAAAGUAAACUGCCAUCUACUUCAAGAUGAAAUAAAUGUCUGAGGUUUUCUCAACCAUAGGCAUCACACUUGGAGACUAUGUUUGGGGAGCGGUGGCUAUCCCAUUGUCCUUGGGAGCCGACUCUUGAGUAGUAGAGGAGAAGGAAAGAAGAAAAGACCACAUCUCUCUGAAGGCCUGGGAGACCAAGUUUCCUGAGCAUCAGUAAACCCUGCAAGCGUCGCUAUGCCGUCCUGAAAUCUUCCAUCAGAAAAUGGCUCCAAAGGGUAAAUGAAGCGGGAAAAAUACAUAGAUGCAGCAUUGCGUGCAGCCUCUCCAGAUGUUCGAGGAUAAUAUUCCAGAGAGAAGUUGAUUCCCUUGGAUUAGGUAACUAGUCAGAAUGAAGAAGAUUAGUCUUAAAACCUUCCGGAAAUCUUUCAACUUGAAUAAAAGUAAAGAAGAAGCGGAUUUUAUGGUUGUACAACAACCAUCACUAGCCAGUGACUUUGGAAAAGAGGAUUCCUUAUUUGGUAGCUGCUAUGGAAAGGAUAUAGCCAGCUGUGAUCUCAACAGUGAAGAUGAAAAAGGCGGGAAGAGUAGAUCAAAAAGUGAAAGCCUAAUGGGUACGUUGAAAAGACGGCUCUCUGCGAAACAGAAGCCGAAGGGCAAGGGCGGCGCGCCCUCCGGGGGCUCCGCGGACGAGGACACCUUCUCCUCCUCCUCGGCCCCCAUCGUCUUCAAGGAUGUGAGGGCGCAGAGGCCCAUGAGGUCCACCUCCCUGCGCAGCCACCACUACAGCCCCACGCCGUGGCCCCUGCGCCCCACCACGUCGGAGGAGACGUGCAUCAAGAUGGAGGUGAGGGUCAAGGCCCUGGUCCACUCGCCCGGCCCGGGCCCGGCCCUGAACGGCGUGCGCAAGGACUUCCACGACCUCCAGGCCGACACCGCGUGCCAAGAACAGACGAACUCGCUCAAGAGUUCCGAGUCUCAGGAUGGGGACCUGCAUCUCCACCUGGAAGAACAUGUGCCUGUCGUUAUUGGACUCGUGCCUCAGGACUACAUUCAGUACACUGUGCCUUUGGAGGAGGGGAUGUACCCUCUGGAAGGACCGCGCGGCUAUUGUCUGGACGGCUCCUCCCCCAUGGAGGUCUCCGCGGUCCCUCCUCCAGGGGGAGGCGGCUCCUUCCCCGAAGACGAGAAUCAGGUAGACCCGGACCUCGUGGUGGCCCCAGAGAUCUUCGUGGACCAGUCGGUGAAUGGCUUGCUGAUCGGCACCACGGGAGUCGUGCUGCAGAGCCCGAGGGCGAGUCCCGACGACGCCCCGCCACUCUCACCGUUGCUACCUCCCCUGCAGACGAAUCAGAUCCAAAGGAACUUCGGCGGGCUCGCCGGCUCGGACGCCCACGUGGCCGAAAGUAUGCGCUGUCACUUGAAUUUCGAUCCUAACUCUGCCCCCGGGGUUGCCAGAGUUUAUGACUCGGUGCAGAGUAGUGGUCCCAUGGUUGUGACAAGCCUUACAGAGGAGCUGAAGAAACUGGCGAAACAGGGAUGGUACUGGGGCCCCAUCACUCGCUGGGAGGCAGAAGGGAAGCUGGCCAAUGUGCCGGAUGGUUCUUUCCUUGUUCGGGACAGUUCUGACGACCGUUACCUUUUAAGCUUGAGCUUUCGCUCGCAUGGCAAGACCCUUCACACUAGAAUCGAACAUUCAAAUGGUAGGUUUAGCUUUUAUGAACAGCCGGACGUGGAAGGACACACGUCUAUCGUGGACCUGAUCGAGCACUCGGUCAGGGACUCCGAGAACGGGGCCUUCUGUUACUCCAGGUCUCGCCUGCCGGGCUCGGCCACCUACCCCGUCAGGCUGACCAACCCGGUGUCGCGCUUCAUGCAGGUGCGCUCCCUGCAGUACCUGUGCCGGUUCGUCAUCCGCCAGUACACCAGGAUAGACCUGAUUCAGAAGCUGCCGCUGCCAAACAAAAUGAAGGACUAUUUGCAGGAGAAGCACUACUGAGAGGCUGUGAGAACCCUGCGUCUUGCACUUGGGGAGGAAGAAAAAGAUUGAAAUACCGUUUACAGACUUUCCAUUGCUAUCAAAAUCUUUUGCUGCCAUACUGUUUCAGUUUUAUGUGUAAAAGAGUAACCAGUUCGUUUAGGGGUGGGGAAGUGUCGGCAAGGUGUCUUGGGUUUAUUUUGGUUCUUUAAAAAGGGAAGUCUUGAGGUUUUAGAAGAGUGAGCUAUCUUCCAUCAGUGUGCAGAAUAAUCACAAUGUGAAUUAUCAGAUUCUCCUUACCCACCCCGCCCCCAGUCCUUUGCUGCUAUCCACUGUGAUUUUUAUGCAUUAAAAGCACAUUUCAUGUGUAUUCAAUCCUAAGUAAAGUUAAAUGAAACUUAUAGAAUGAACAUCGUUAUGUCUCUUUCAAUGGCCCGUUUUCAAAGAUAGUGUGGAGUAAACAUAGCCGUGUGAUAAAUCACAGCAUUCACACCUACACUGAAAAUGAUUUUUAAUUUCAUACUUUAGAAAGAUUUAUUUAGAAUUAUGAACUGACAUAAUCUUGGGUAAUGGAACAGAGAUCUGCUACAUAUCUUUUACAACAUUCAUUUCUAAAUUAUUUUUAAGGUUGUGCUGUUAUUUUGGUUGUGAGAAGUUGGACUUUUCUGUUGCCUUCAUUUUCAUCUUGUGGUUUGUCUGUUUUAAUAAAUGGCCUUACAGAAUUGUAAAGAAAUGUAUACCACCAAUUUAGAAAUUGUUGCCUUUUCUGUCAUUAAACUCUGGUACAAAUUGGCGUAACAUAUAAAGACCUAAUGGAACUAGAACUAUUAAAGAAAUACUAGAUGAUCAUAGUUUCCGGUGUUAAGCAGUUUUUUUGUUAUCUAUACUUUCCUUUGGUAAAAUGUUUUAUCUGUGAUUUCUUUAGCUUAGUCAACAUUUUCUUGGGUGAACUUGAUGUAGAAAUGAUUUUCAAAAAUGGACUAGAUCCUCUUGCAACAUAAAGUUUAUAUAAAGUUUUAAAUUGAUUUGAAUAGAAAGAAAACAUUGUUUUAAAGUUGGGUUUAUAUUUUUCUUUUAUGCAGUCACUAUUAAGAUGUGCUAGAUUUGACCCUUCCUUCCCCCCACCAAAAAAACAAAAACAAAAAACCAAAAAAACCCAGUGACUUUAGUUGAAAAAUUGUGGAGAUUGUGGAGCACCAUGUAAGAAAAAUAUUAAAACCGAAUCAGGUGUAUGGAAGUGUUUGCCUACCAUAUAUACUGCCCUUUAAAAAUAGGCUUUCUAUUUGUUUCUUUUUAAGUCCUAAGUAAAUUGACCUCAUUAGUUUUUUCAUCUCUUUUGAGUCAGUCCUUUGGGCGGGGGUGCAGUUUGUCACCUCCAAUACUUUUUAGUUAUUUUGAAAUGCAGUGUUUAUUUACUGCAUGAUUCUUCAGUAUUUCGGAGUUGCUCCAUCCAGAAGACGUUUCUAGCUACCUAACUUUAAAGGAAAUGUUUCCCUCUCAGAUGAAACAUGUAAUUUAAGACAUUUCUUCCUUUGUCCCUCGGUUUUCCUAUCUCUUACCCCCUUUUAAAAGCAGGAGUUAAAGGUCUUAGGUCAAAUUUAAUAGCGUUGUCAUUCAGACAUAAGCAGUAUCCCCAUUUUUUUUUCUCUAUUUGUUUUUUAGAGUCAACUGAGAAUUACCAAGAAAAGGCACAAUGCCAUAAUAUGUUAUGAUAUUUUAACUUAAAGGGGAAAAGGUACUUAAUUUUGGUGGAAUGUUUGAUUGUACCUUGUUACAAAGACUCCUCUUUCAUUUUCUGAUAUGUUUUCACCUAAUAAGAUGGAAUAUGGAGUAUACUGUAAUAAUAUAAUUUAAGUGUUCAUUGUAAGCUAUUUGGAUUAAGAACUAUUACAGAGUUGUAAACUUGUUAUCAAAUUAAUGCAAGACAUUUAAACUAUUUUUUUGCAAAACUAUUUAUUUUUAAACAAUUUAAAAUAUAUCUAGGGUGAGUUAAAAGUCCCUGUGCAUCUAUAUUAGAUGGCAGGUAUUGUCACAGAGUCACUGUGUAUUAAUAAUAAAUGUUGAGAUGGCUUCUCCAUGUUUCUAGAAGCAUUUACAUGUACUCUUUGUGAGAUCAUGGUGCACAGAGGUCUUUGGACUGCCCUGAACCCCGUCUUAAUGUGGGCAUAGCCUGUUCCCCACGCCUUCCUCAUGAUACCAUGUGUUUAAGAUCUAGCCAUUUGGUUUCAAGUUAAGAUCAUUCUGAUUUCCAUAUAAAUGGUUUUAAAAUUGUAUUUUGUGUUUUUAUGGAGGGCAAGUCUUGAUACUGUUCUAAUUCAGAAAGCCAAUCUUUAAUGUGCUUUUUUAUGUUCAUAAUAUAAAACACUUUUAAGUAAAAUGCCCUAUUCUAAUCCAAUUUCAAAUUGCUAGGGUCUGAUAGUGUAUCAGUAAAAAUAUUUGCCAAGAAGUUAUUUACAAACAGAGAAAGGAGCGUUGCAAUAUUUUCUGCUUUUGUUUAAAGAGAACCAUUUGGCAUAUAGGCAGUACAACAUAAUGUGAAAGACUGGCUUUGUAGGGUAGUAAAACAAUCUGGUUAAAAUUGGAAAGGGGAAAAAGAGAAAUCUUCAUCCUGUAGUUUUGUCUAGGUAGCAUUUGGGUUUCUGGAUUCUGUUGAAUGGUAGCUUAGAUGACAUGGGCACUACCUGUAAGUGAUUUCUUAAAUAUGUGUUUCUGAAAAUCUGAGCUCAAGGCAAGAAAAAGAAAACAAGAAAGCUGUAUCUUUCUGCCAUAAUAAAUUAAUCAGAGUUGCUUUUUAUCAAAUAUCUCAUCACAGAAACACGAUGGAGGCCAGAAGCUAUUUCCAGUGUUACUAGGACACUAUUAUGCAAUUUUACAAAUAAUAAGAAAGCAUAGAAAGUAUUUGAAAAAGUCUCUUUCUCUUUCUAAGGAAAACUGUUCUCUGGUGCAAUAAUGUGAAAAAUUUGGAAGGUCAAAAAAUAUCACAGGAAACGAUCAUAGAACUAAAAAUAGUUUUUAAGGAAACCAGCUACACAGGGCAACCAUCUUGCUGUUAAAGAAAAUCAUGUGCCAAAAGGCUAAAUCACUGGCAUAUAGGAAAUAAAACCCAAGUAUAUACACACGAUAAUUUCUGAGCCAGUAUUACUGAAACAGGAUAAAAGUUACUGAAAUCUUAAGUAGGUUAUAUGCAGUGUCUGCUAGCGCUACCAGUCUGAAUAUCUUUCUUCACAAUGCUUUCAGAAAUGCCAGUUUUGAUCAUUGUACAUUUCACAUUGUAUAUGAGAGAUACUUGCUUUAUGAAUGAUUCAAAGUUAUCUAUUUUAAAUCAUCAUGGCUUUUCAUCGAAUGCGAAGUCUUAAUUUGAAAAUGAAAUCAUACUACCAGCAAUAGACGGUUUUGUUGAAAACUCUAAGGAACAGUCGCCAGUUCCGUAAAUAACUUUAAAAUUCUAAAAUAAAGUAUUGGUACGCUAGUAAUCACAAAUUCGGUUUCUUUUAAUAGUUUUUUAGUCCUGUAAAGAUUUUUUAUAAACACAUCCUUUUUUAUUAAUCAGUUAUAACAUGGCGAAUGUGUAGCUGCCGUUUCUGAAAAGUGAUCCAAACUCUACAUCCAGAGAUGAUGAAAAAUUCUUAUAGAAUUUUGUAAUAAGUAUACAUGUUGGGUUAAAGAAAUUUUAUAGUCGUUGGAGUGCCAUGGAAUUAAAACUUGCAAUCCAGAUUGCUGUAGUUUACACUUUUCUGUAUGUUUCGAAUCAGGUGUGUACCAUUUGUACUGAGAACACCACAGAAUGAAUUAUCCAAAGUCCAUUGAUUUUAAUACGUGUUUUGGUUUGUAAACAAAUUAGAGUAAUUUCUUGCACAUUUUUGGAAAUUAAUCGUAUAAAGAAUUUAUGUAUCUGCUUCUAGAUACAGUGUGUAAAUAAAAAUUUCGUUCACAA
This is a messenger RNA of Balaenoptera acutorostrata (minke whale), 6710 nucleotides long. It is a transcript of the gene SOCS6, whose product is annotated as suppressor of cytokine signaling 6. Bases 1190 to 2797 code for a protein of 535 amino acids. The transcript is spliced from 4 exons. NCBI's taxonomy places the organism in Eukaryota, Metazoa, Chordata, Mammalia, Artiodactyla, Balaenopteridae. Gene Ontology annotation, biological process: intracellular signal transduction; phosphatidylinositol phosphate biosynthetic process; protein ubiquitination. Gene Ontology annotation, cellular component: phosphatidylinositol 3-kinase complex. Gene Ontology annotation, molecular function: 1-phosphatidylinositol-3-kinase regulator activity. The record is from RefSeq and is a predicted model, not a curated record.